GACCCCGGGAGCGGUGCCGGGACAGGCCCCGGGAGCGGUUCCGGAGCCGGAGCAGGCCCCGGGAGCGGUUCCGGGGCGGGCCUCGGAGGGCGGGCGGUCCAGGGCGGUGUCUGGCGUCACUGCCGCUCCCUUUCGCGGGCGAUUCGAAGGCGAUGUCAGAGGUCAGGACCGCUGUCGCCGGGCGGGAAGCCAUGGGGCAGUGUCCGGAGCCGGAUCUCUCGCUGUCGCUGCUGGAGCCGGGCGGCGGCUGGGCCGAGGAGCAGCAGCAGCAGCCAGAGCAGCAGGCGGACGAGGCCCCCAUGCCCAUGGUGUUGAUGUGCGGCGGCUGCAGGCGGCCCGUGGGCGACACCUCGAGCUGGGCGUUCAAUGACGAGGAGAGCGGCUGCAUCGUGCUGCGCAGUGCGGCCCCCACCGUCGCCGUGGACCCGGAGCGGAAGGUGUCCACGCUCCCCGGCGAGUACGGAUGCAUGGUAGAAACCUUUUUCUGCUCUGGCUGCUCGAGGACACUUGGCAGCAUCUACAGGUGUACCUCAAGGCAUCUCGACUACAAGAGAGAUUUGUUCUGUUUCAAUGUUGACUCUGUUGAAAGUUAUAUUCUAGGAACCACAGAAAAGCAAGCUGUUAUCUGUGAGGAGCCGAUUACUCUUGAAAGUCGAGCUGUCUUGCAAGAGGAGCUGCAAAGGGUGGAUAUAAUACUGAAAGCUCUGGAGGCAAAACUGAGCACUGUUGAGUCGCGUGUGGAUGCUGUGCACAGGCAGCUCUGACAGAAAACGCACAUUGGGAAUGGCCAAGAUGUGAAAGGGCUGCAGGCCAUGGGUGGAGCAGUGCUGACCCAGCCUGUGACCCAGACAAGAAGUUCUUCCAGUGUCCCUUGAGAGGACACCCCAGAGUUUUUGUUCAUAGGGACUUCUGAUCAGCCAAUCUGGUCAGAUUCUGAUCAGUAGUCUCCUGGUUUAAUGUAAAUAUUUAAUUAAAGUUUUGUCUUUGAAAGCAAA
Molecule: messenger RNA, 995 nt
Organism: Catharus ustulatus (Swainson's thrush)
Lineage: Eukaryota; Metazoa; Chordata; Aves; Passeriformes; Turdidae
Gene: MIS18A
Product: MIS18 kinetochore protein A
Exons: 5
Coding region: 153-764 (203 amino acids)
Biological process (GO): CENP-A containing chromatin assembly; chromosome segregation
Cellular component (GO): chromosome, centromeric region; chromatin; nucleus
Source: RefSeq, a predicted model, not a curated record